GCACUUCUGUGUGUUAUUGGUUAUAUGGUUAUUGUAAUUAUAUCCAUGGCGAGCGGGGCAAUGUUGUAAGUUGUCUGACAGGAAGUGCAAGAACGGAUGAGCGGGUAUGCUGGAGGAGGAAUAGAAAGCAGGGAGGAGUUAGAGAGAGAGAAACGGGCAUAGAUUUUCAGGGAGGAGAUUUUAGGGAAGACAAGAAGCACAAUAAGAGCAGCGCGCGCGCAUCCAUAAUCAGGAAGUGUCGGGGUUUCUUUGUGCCAGAUUUCCAGAUACAGAAUUGCAAUAUCGCAUUCUGUUUCAGAAGUUUGCUUUCCUCUUUCAGGAGGAGAAUAAAACUACCUGAAUGAUUCCAGCGACUCUGAAACCCACGAUGGAUUCGCUGAGUGCUGUCUUGCGCUUCUUCACCAAUCAGAAGACCAAAAUCGGAUAUGCAGUCAUGGCAAUCGCUACCAUCGGCGGUGAGAGGAUCUUCUCGCUCUCAUCCUUCCAGUGUCCGUGCAACGUAAAACAGAACAUGGUCUACGGGCUCUCGUUCCUACUCGGACCGGCGCUCGUGCUCUUCACCGUCGGUGUUUUCCUGAGCACGCGCCUGUGGCGCCUCUACACGGGCUGCUGUCUCAAUCCCAGAAAACUCUGUCCUCAUAGGAAGAACUGCGUGGGCUGCUUAUCUGUCCUUUUAAAAGUGAUUGUUGGCGCAUUCGUGGCACCAAUCAUGUGGCUCAGCAUCGCUUUGCUGAAUGGCAGGUUCUAUGAGUGCGCAGUGAGCGGUCUGGAAGAACAGGUACUCGUGGACUGGUUUUGUAAAAACAGGACCAGCACAUGCAAGGACGAGCUGGCCAAAGUCCCGUGUAAAACAUCCAACCUGUCACCAGUGGACAACAAGGAGCUUCUGCUAAUGCUACACGCCCAGUCUCAGAUCCUUGGCUGGAUCCUGAUCAUGAGCUCUGCUUUGGCUGCUCUGAUUGGCACUUGUUACAAAAACUGCCGCUCUCAAGUGAGCUACCUGCAGCUCACUUUCUGGAAAGUGUACAAGGAGAAAGAGAGUGAGAAGUUUGAAUCAUUCGCAGAAGAGUAUGCUACCCGGCUGGCCGAGCGAAACCUCAAGAGCUUCUUUGAGAACAAAGACCCUGAAGCAUUUCCUUUUCCAAACUACAAAGCCUGGGAGCAGAUUUCAGCCUUAUACACAUAUAAUCGCGGUGAACAGUAUUACAGCACACUGCAGAGAUAUGUGGAAGCUCCUAAUCGUGACUACACUCCAGAGAAAAUACCACUGGAAAUGGAGCACAGCCUCUGAUAGACAUGGACCUCAAGGUCUUUCAGUAAACAGUAUUCUACUUACAUUUGACCUGUGGCUUUGGUUUACUGACUAGCUAGCAUUGUACCAAAGCUAGCUAGGGAAAAAAAAUCUAAAUUCGAUGUCAUGGUGAUAUUUUAAAGUCACAGUUGCCAAAGUGUUGGUGAAACAACUUUUUUUUCUCUUUCAGGAUUGGUGACAGCCAUGUUAACAGGGCAAUAAUGAACCACUUUUAAGAUCAUACUUAAAUGCCCUAAUACUUAAACUGCCUGGGCUAACCAUGAACUUAAAACACCACUAACAGCUGAAGCUGAUUGAACAACUAAAUACAAGCAUAAUGUUUAAGACUCAGGUUUCAUCUCGAAUCAUAUUCAUAUCUACUUACUGUGCUUAUGAGAAUGUUGGCCAUUUCAGUGUUCCACCCUAAGAGAAUCCAUUCUACAUUGGAGUAUGUAAUAAGCAUAAAGUUACUUUUCAGUAAACUGACAAAAACCUUUGGCCAAAACCAUAUUUUUUUCUGCCAAAAUAUACUUUGACAUCAGUACUCUAAGCAAACAAAUAUAUUUUUACAAUUUUAUUUUGGUUUUAUUUAAGCUAUCCUUCACUGUGUAAGAAAGAAAAUUACUGUUUAUAGCUGUUACAGUCAUGUGAAAAUAUAAGAACAUCCCACUGAAAUUGUAGACUUUUCUCAACGUAUUUAAAAAAGUAAACAUUUCACUCUCUCUGAUACAAAGCCUACAGAUAAACGUGAUAUACGUGAACAAAACAACAAGGAAAAAUUAGUGCUUUCAAUCAAUUAUACAACAAAAAUAUCAUUUCGAUGUAAUAUUUGUCUUUGGAGAAAGUAAGUACACACUUUGCUUCAGAAGCUAGUAUUGCCCCCUUUAACGGAAAUAACUUCUUGUAGGCAUUUUGCAUGACUGUCCACCAGUCUCUGAUACCAGUUUGCUGAAAUUUGACAAUUCUUCCAUGCAAAAUUCCACCACCUGGAUCUGUCAGUGGAUCUGGCAGAGUGACAGUAUUUUUCAAAGUCUGUUGUUAAUCAUCUUGGUCUUUGCAUGGGAAAAAAAGUUAACAGUGGUGCGUACACUUUUCUGAUUUAUUUAUGCACUUGCUGCUUCAUAUAGUCCACACAGACCACACUCUUGGUAUGGGGCAGUACAUCUUAGCUGGGGUCUCCAGAAAAUAAUAUUAAAAUAUAUUUUUGGAUGUUCAUUCCAUUGUUUCUUGUUAUUCUUAAAGCUAUAUGGCCUUUUCAAUUUCAUAAAAUCAGUGAAAUUUAGUUCCCUUGAAAUUUGGUCAUUGUGAGACAUGUUUAUUUCUGCAAUAUCUCAAAAAAGAAAAAAGAAAAAAAAAACAGACCACGUGGCCCUAAAUUCAUUAAUUGUGCUAUUAAAAAAGAAAAACCUAUUAAAAUUAGAAGUCUGAUUGGAAUUCAGUAGCUUUCGGUCCACUAAACAAAAAUAAUUGGGUGUUAUGACCUGAACUUGAAAAAUCUGAACCUUUAAAUGAUAGUAUUCCAUUGCUAUUUCAGGGUUUUUUUUUUCCCAGUAUUUUUGGGGCAUAGCAGUAGGAUCUUCAUUAAAAAAAAUCUUCUGAUAUAGCCCACAUCUGCUUAAAGAUAAAUACAAAUAUUUGGAGCAUUAAACAAAUCCUGAUAGUGGUGUUGCAUUACAUCACACACCAAGUUCUUGGAUUUAACCGUAAAAUCAGUGUGUUCAUUUUGCAAUUUUAGUCUUUUCAGCCAACAGGGAAGGGGUUCUUAAACUGAUUCCAUUCAGGAUUCUUUGAACCCUAGUGCUAGCUAGCAAACCAGCCCAUGUUUCUACCAGUUUUGAGUGGAACCAUUUUAAUCAAGGAUGCAUCAUCAACAGAAGGUGUUGCACAAUGGAAAGAUAUAGUAGUAGCAAGAUGAUUACCCGUGAGCUUUUUUCUGUCAUUGCAGAUAUUUGUUUUCAUCCAAAGAACAAGCAAAAUCCAACCACGAAUGAUAAGAUGUAGAAACUCUCCAAACUAAUGGCACCCACUGAUGUCAUCAUGGUCCGUGCUGGAAAAAUCAGCUAUCUUUUGGCUCCAGCUGGAAAUCAGCUUUUCAGGUGGCAAACCUGUUUAUUUUUGGUCAAAAUGCUCUGAAUGGUUCAAAAUUUGGUGCACAGACCAGAAUGGAACCCAUUCCCUGUUGGUGCAAAAGGGGUAUUAUUGUCAUGUUCUGGAUCUUUAUUCUCUACCAGAUGAUAUUUUGCUACUUUGAUGCCAAACUGACACUCAAGGGAAAACUGAAAACCUGAUGUUUGACCACUCAGUUGUAGGUAGUUAAAUUAAGCACUGAAAUCUCAAACACUUAAUCACAUUUCCAUGCUUCCAAAUUCUAACAAACUAAAAAGUGCUGCUUCAUCAAAGAAGCUUUUCCACCUUUAAAGUUUUACUUCAACCCUUAAUAAUCCACACUGAUUCAAUUCCAAACUGGAGAUAAAUUUGUUACAUGUGUUAGAGCCAGUGUGCCUUUGUAUCAUUGUAUAAUGUUGUGGGGAUUCCCCCCAGUGGAAAAUAAAGAAACAGCAGCUCAGGAAA
This is a messenger RNA of Neoarius graeffei (lesser salmon catfish), 3862 nucleotides long. Its product is annotated as calcium homeostasis modulator protein 5-like. NCBI's taxonomy places the organism in Eukaryota, Metazoa, Chordata, Actinopteri, Siluriformes, Ariidae. The transcript is spliced from 3 exons. Bases 341 to 1291 code for a protein of 316 amino acids. The record is from RefSeq and is a predicted model, not a curated record. Gene Ontology annotation, molecular function: monoatomic cation channel activity.